CUUGGCCCUUGGCCUCCUUUCGUCGAGAGAGAGAGAGCUGUGCUGGCUGCUGCUGCCCCGGGUCCGUCGGGACGGGUAGAUGAGGAGGAAGAGAACAGCUCGUGACUGACUGACUCCCUCCCUCAGCGUGAGUGGGUUGCGGACGACCACAUCCAUCCGUUCCCACCAUUCCCUUCUCCCACCUCGCCUCCUCCCCUUGCCCUUGCCCUUCCACAGCCGGAAUCAGGGGGUAAUGGGCCAGAUGGGAGGACCCGACGGCGACGGCGACGGCGGCGCGGGCCCGCACCACCAGUACCACUACCAGGCGCUUCUCGCCGCCGUGCAGAACCCCAGCCAGGGCCUGCACCCCUUUCCCCUCCCCUUCCACGUGCCUCUGCACGCAGGAGCGGGAGCACCCGCCGCCGGACCAGGACCUGGAGCUGAUGCUGAUGCCUCCACACACAAUGCCAAUGCCGCUCACCACUCUCAACCUCCAAGAGGUUUCACCGAUUGGAGCGCGUCCAACAGUGCCUUCGCCGCCGUUGCCUCACAGCCCGCACCUGCUACCACCAAUACACCCUUCCAUUACAACCUCUCCCAGUCUUAUGCCCUAUGGACCCAUUACAUGCUUAACAAGAAUGUAUCCUACUCUACUUACCCUACACCACAUGAGGAGCAUCCCCACCCAUUGCGCCAUACCCACAUCCAGGAGAAUCCCCACCCAUUGCGCCAUACCCACAUCCCGGAUAAGGAUUCAGGUUGUGCAUCUAGCCUUGGAUUUGACUCUUUCACUACAAUGUCCCUUGGACCAAAUAUUUGUUCCCACAUGACGCCCAUGGAAGGAUCUAUAUCUGCCAAAGAACCCGAGAAUUCAGAGGAUUUGCCUGCAAUAGUUAGGAGCAGUGAUGAAAUGGACACUAGAAACAGUGGCAAAGUUCAUCGUGACACAGUUGGCACUCUUCCUGAGUCGAAGCAGAGCCAUGAAAGUUGUGCUUCCGUGAAUAAUAAGUUCAACUCUGGAGAGUACCAAGUCAUUUUGCGCAAGGAGUUGACAAAGAGUGAUGUCGCAAAUUCCGGACGAAUUGUGCUUCCCAAGAAGGAUGCUGAGGCUGGUCUUCCACCAUUGGUGCAAGGGGAUCCUCUGAUACUGCAGAUGGAUGACAUGGUGCUUCCAAUUAUAUGGAAAUUUAAGUAUAGAUUUUGGCCAAACAACAAAAGCAGAAUGUAUAUCUUGGAAGCUGCAGGUGAAUUCGUGAAGACACAUGGCCUUCAGGCAGGGGAUGCGCUCAUUAUCUACAAAAACUCCGUGCCUGGCAAAUUUAUUAUCCGUGGGGAGAAGUCCAUUCAGCAGACAAACCCCUAGACACAAUUUGAUGUGACUGUGCACCAUCAGAUAUGGCGUCCGAGGAUACACCAUAUGUUCACGUUCCAGUUGUUAUCGACUUUUCUAAUGUCUCACCGUCACACUGAGAUAAGUCGAAAAAGGAGAUACACCGUGUGGAUGGAGAAAAGGAGAAGAAAUUUUGGGAGACAUUGGAAGUGCUGCCAGUGAGCCUACGUCUAAGCUCAGAACAAAUGGUUUAUGUUUUUUCCCCUAAUUCGGUCGUAUUUGGAUGCUUGAGUCCUGCAUUGCAUGAUGAAGAACAUUCUCAGUCUCUCUUUUUUUGUAAAUAUUUUAAUUCAGGAUCUAUAAGGUAAAGGAAGUGGUUUGGAAGC
Molecule: messenger RNA, 1695 nt
Organism: Zea mays
Lineage: Eukaryota; Viridiplantae; Streptophyta; Magnoliopsida; Poales; Poaceae
Product: putative B3 DNA binding domain family protein
Exons: 9
Coding region: 233-1342 (369 amino acids)
Molecular function (GO): DNA binding; DNA-binding transcription factor activity
Source: RefSeq, marked provisional